Messenger RNA from Drosophila kikkawai, 1221 nucleotides. Lineage: Eukaryota; Metazoa; Arthropoda; Insecta; Diptera; Drosophilidae. The record is from RefSeq and is a predicted model, not a curated record.
AUGUCAAGCACCAUUUCAUCACCCAGGGACGACGCCUGGAUGGGGCUCGCCCUUGAGGAGCUGCUGGAUGCUAGACGUCCCGCCAUAUCACCGAUUCGGCCCAAUACGGGUGGACACCACCCCGCCACGACCACGGCCAACCGAGGCCGCCCACACGCCUGCCGACCAGGGCAAGCAGCCACUCGCGGAUCAGGGGCCGCCGCCUUUGGUCCCGCUACGCACAACCCGGGCUCCAUCGACCCAAGCCACCCAAGGGCAAGCCCCAGGAGGGAAGCCACCGCCACGGGAGGCACCACACACCAGCCGGCUGUCCACGACGCCUACCACACCCACAACCCAGCCAGCGACUCAGGCCACCCAAAAGCAGGCUACAGGAGGGAAGCCAUCACCACGGGCAGCACCUCGGGCAGUCGGCUCAUCGACGCGCCCACACACCGGUCGGGUGUCCACGACGCCUACCGGCAAUCAGGGGCAGCCACCACGGGAAGCACCACGAGCAGCCGGCCCAUCGACGCGCCCGCACACCGGCCGGGUCGCCACGACAACUACCGGACACGAAACCCCAUCACUUCGGCACGCUCACGCACCGGCCCGACUCCAACAACGCCUGGGACACGCGCAGUCCAGACCAUGGCACCGCUGGUCCCGUCAGGGGCUUCAGCGGCACCAGAUCCAGACGGCGAGGUGGAAGCGGCGCUACGAGAGUGCCUAGGCGACCUUCCACCCGACGUGCUGGAGGAGAUGGCCCACGGGGCAGAGGGUUUGGACCUGGAGGACCUUUUCGGGGAGUCUCCCGACGAGGACGGAGUAGAGCUCCCAAUGCGCCCCGCCUCCGACCAAUCCGUCGACGAGCCACGGACACCGUCACCACAGUUCCUUCCGGACUACGAGGUGAUCUCCACGGAUGAGAUCAUCCAGAUCUCCGACGACGCCGAGCCAAGUUUUAGACCGCCGAGCACCCCGCCGCCGGCGUAUGAAGACAUUUUCGGGCCGGGUCCAUACGCCACCCGCUGCCCGAUAACCACCUGCGCGGCCUCGUCACCGAGCCAGUCACCGCCGACCACGUCACGCGGAUACCACGCCGCCGUCGCCCCACGCCAGGUGGAUGGACCAUCGACAAGCCAACACUUUGACUUGACGACCGACGAGAGGCCAGCCGUGGCCGUACCAAGCCGCCCCCCGCUACCAACACCCGGCGAAUACGCCGAUGCAGUGGCUUGA